Molecule: messenger RNA, 7379 nt
Organism: Bactrocera tryoni
Lineage: Eukaryota; Metazoa; Arthropoda; Insecta; Diptera; Tephritidae
Gene: Snoo
Product: putative mediator of RNA polymerase II transcription subunit 26
Exons: 3
Coding region: 1504-6336 (1610 amino acids)
Biological process (GO): negative regulation of BMP signaling pathway
Cellular component (GO): nucleus
Molecular function (GO): DNA-binding transcription factor activity, RNA polymerase II-specific; SMAD binding; RNA polymerase II cis-regulatory region sequence-specific DNA binding
Source: RefSeq, a predicted model, not a curated record
UAUGUAUGCGUAUGCAUACAUUAUUAAAAAAAAAGGUUUUGGAAUAUCAACCAGCCAGUUGUAGAUGAGAAAAACAGACAGGGUGUUUAAAAUUGCGACUUGGUCUCCUAAUUUGUUUGUGCUUUCUCCCCAUCUAGUGCCGCCCCUCCCUUUCGCUGAAUGUCAGUAUUUUCGACUAGUGUCGACAAACAGACGAGACAUAUGUCUGCCUCUGCGUCUCCAAUAUAAUUGUGUACAUAUAUUGUAUAUACUUUUCUUGUAUUUUCUAAUCAGAAAAGCAGCAAAUAAAUAAAGUGCAAGAACAACAAUCAGGAGACAAAGCAAAAAAGAACCGAACGCAACGAAAAUUCGACUGAGAGAGUAAAACACGCGCAAGCUAGCAACGCGACCACUGUUGCCGAUUCCGUCCCCAAUCAGCCCCAAUCAGACCAACUUAUUAGGCAUUUAGCCGCACAGCAUCGCAGCCACUGCUCCGCUCUUUGGGGCUACUCAAAUAAUUCGUAUCGGUAUACAUUAUCGCGCUCUCUCGGUAGUACGAAACUGGCAAAAGAGUGUUCGGAACGAGUGAAAUAAAGAAUAGAAAGAAAAGAAAAGGAGAGCAGCAGAAGUAGCAGAAUCCAGUUGGAUUUUUGACAUUUCAGCCUCAGAGCGCCACAAUUUGGUCAUCAGUCGAACGGUCAGUCGCGAGGUCGUUUGUUCAGCGUAUUUUUCUGCAUGCGCAUAUUUUCUAAAUACACUCAACCGUACAAACGCAUAAAUUUUUACUCACACAUGCAUAUAUGUUCAUAUGGAUGGAUGUAUUCGCAUAUGAAUAUAACUAUUUGUGGAGAUACGUCGCACCAAUAAGUGAAAUGUGCAGUGUUUGCGAAUUUGCAGUGCAUGUGAAGAUGUCAUAUAAUGUUUUCAGAAAUUUCUAAAAUUGUCAGCGCUGCUUUGAAAUUUCGUCGCUGCCAAAAACCGGGCUGUUUGUAAAGUGCGCAAACAAGCAAAUUAAAACGAAAGUUGCAAAAGCACAGAAAAGCUGGGGGUGGAAGAGAGUGUCAGUGGUAGCGAAACGGUCUUGGUGCUGUAUGUCGCAUUUACGAAUGAAAAUGACUGACUACAAAAAUGCCGUCGGAAGUGUAUGCGAAAAUAAUUAAAGCAGUGAAAAAAUAGAAGUAAUAUAAGAAAAUUUGGUGUAUACAAAUUUUCAAAAUAUAACAAAAUAGUAUUAAAAGGCACAUAAUUAAUAAAAUAAAGGAAAUAUAAUAAAAUAUUAAACUUGUGCCACUGCAUGAUGUGCCAAAGUGUAAAAAAAUCAAUUAAAAUUGUUCAAGUGGAGAAGAGUGCGAUUAAAGUCGAAAUUUUUGAAUGUGAACAUCUGUAAACAAGUUAAAGUCGGUAAAUUGGACUGUUCUGUUGGUGUGUGACUUGAAGUUACUCAAAUUUUUAUUAGUCUCUGAGACUGCCGCUUCAGCACUACCUUCGUAAGAAGGAAGUGUUCAAAAACGGAUAAUAAAAAAAAUGACUGAGUACGUUACGCCCAAUAUUCACACAGUGCUCAAAAAGUAUCAGACAAGUGCACCAAAAAGUUUACAGGGACCUGGUCAUGCGUUACCAGUUGCUGGCUGCCAGACCGGCCCCAAUUGCCCGCUGGAUGCCACUUUGACUGGCGUGAGUGGCAGCGGUGGCAACCACACAGACCUAAAUACUGGAGGCGUUCGUAAUCUUUGUUCUGGGCACCUGUCGCUUGGGAAUUUGCCAUCCAACAGUUCCUCCAGUAGUGUCCACAAAAUAUCGUCUAACUGCCCGCAAAUAGUAUCAUCACAAUCUUGCUUGAAUUCACCAAAUGCGGGUUCCGCCUUGCCACCGGUCGCACCGCUGAUUAAAAAAGAAGUUCUCAGCUCACCCGAACCACAUGAGCUGGGUGAAAUAUUGCCAUCGCAAUCAUUGCCACUUCCGUUGUCAAUGUCGUCACAAACAACGCAACCUCAAUCCCAAACAGUUCCUUCUCAGCCUCCUGUUACCACAGUUAAAAUUAUACCACCCCCACCACCGGAGUUGUCGCAACCCAUCUUUACCGCACCAGACUCGGGCUCCGGUGUAUUAUACGAAACGCGAUUGGAAGGAAAAACUAUUGGCUGUUUCUCGCUAGGCGGAGAAAUGCGUUUAUGUCUGCCUCAGUUUCUAAACAAUGUACUAGCCGAUUUUACCCUUGAUCAAAUAAAUCGCAUAUUUGAUGAAUUGGGCAUCUAUUGUUCUCAAUGUUCACCUGAUCAACUGUUGGAAUUCAAAGCAGCAAAAAUUUUGCCUACGGAUGUGAAAGCGUCCGGUUUGAUAACACGCACUGAUGCAGAGCGUUUGUGCGCAGCACUUUUACAUCGGGUAGACCGAAAUAAUUACAUUAGCGAUGACGACAUCCCGAAAGGUGCCAUUUCCUUCAAAGUAUAUCACCGCUGUUUCGGGAAAUGUGAUGGUAUCUGCACACCCGAACUUUACUCAUACACAAAGCCAACUUGCAUCAUGUGUCUGGAAUGCAAGGGAUGGUUUUCGCCACAGAAGUUUGUGGGCCAUGUUCAUCGGGAAGUCGAAAAUCGAACAUGUCAUUGGGGUUUCGAUUCACGCAAUUGGCAUGACUAUUUACAUGUGGCUUUAGAUGUCGAAAAUCGAGAAAAGUAUCAGAAGAUUUUGGAUGAGCUGAAGGAGGUCGAAAUCAAGGAAGCUGUAAAGGCACAAAAUGAAAUACUCUACAUGAAACGAAAGCAUGCAUUACAUGUGGAUGACGAAAUGCUCACUUCUCAGAUGGGACAUUCGCCAUCAAGUAUGGUACCACCACCACACCAACAGGUCUCCAAUAUGAGCGAUAAGCAGCGCACUGAAAUGCUUGCUGUUCCAACGAAGAAAGCGAAAGGUCUUGAAGAAGCCGCUGCCUAUCAGCUGGAAUAUCAGCACUAUCAGUCCUUUAUGUAUGCCCACUGUGCCCAGCAGCAAAGGAUCGGCUCAAUGUCAGCGUUUAGACCGUGGGCACCGAAAUCUUUCCUACAUCCGGCUGCAACUUAUAACGCGGUAGCAGCAUUCUCCACACUACCCUAUUUAAGUCAAGAACCACCAGUGUUGCAAAAUCCCGAAAGAGUAGUGCGUAGCACAGAUCGUGAACGUUUCGAACGCACCUACCAGCCAAAUGUGGCUCUUGUGCCACGAAAAUGCGUAUUGGUUAAGGAUAGGGAAAAGGAGCACCGCGAGUAUAGAGAACGAGAAAGAGAUCGCGAACGCAUUGAACGAGAACGAGAUCAGGAGCGUUCAAGAGAACGAGAGAAACGUGAACAACACGAUCUCGAGAGGGGUCGAAGAGAACGAGAAAUACAGCAGUUGCAGCAGCAACAUUUACUCCAGCAACAAACUAUGCAUCAGCAACAAAAAUCUGCACAAGAACUGCAAGAGCAAGUGUCACUGUCAAGUUUGUGCCCCACUGAACUGAAAAUAAAACAAGAACGUGCCAAUACACCGAACGAGAUACCGCAGUCGCCACCGCUUAUUAAUACCAGCGGAGAUAACGAGGAUCCUCCCGAUUGCCGUAUUAAUAUACCCAUUAGCGAUAAUGUCGCGACUUUGCCAUUAGUAUCGCCUAUAUCGUUGACGAUGAACCAACAACAACGAAAAAUGCUAAGCAAUAACAAUAGCAGCAGUAAUAGCAAUAGUAAUGGCAGCAGUUGUCAUAGCGAUGCAGACGUUAUGCUUCAACAACAGCAGCAACUUCAAGAGCAGCAGCAGCAAUUGCAACCUCGACGUCAUUCACUUUAUACCUCAAACUCUUCUGCUAGUUCAACAUCGUCGACGGCAUCUACGACGCCCCCACAGCAACAAUUACUGCCUGCUCACCUGCCCCCUUCAAAACAAUACCAACAAGAUCACAAACAUGCCCAAACCUUGGUGCAUCAGGAGCAGCAAACCCGUUUAGGACAAUCGCCACGCACGUGCCCUCUCUCUCCAACAGAUUCACACAGUUCUCAAGAAUUUUCCGGUUCGAACGAGAUCACAUCUUCCACAUCACCUGCCCCAUGCAACGAUAGCAAACAUAUUAGCGGCGACAAUGGACCGCACUACCUUCAUAGACGAGAAAUCGGCCGAGAUCAACCACUUAUUGCUACGGUGAAUCAGCAUGCAAAGCUUCUGCCAUCACCAUUAUCAGCAAAUUUUACUGCCAACAACAAUAGCAACCACAACGAAUUGCAUAGCCGAAUUCGGAUAAGCAAAAAUUUAAUCAAUCGGUCGAAUAUAAUGAGAUCGCCAACACCUCCACCAUCACUACCUCCAACAGCUGCAUUGUCCCAACUUCAUACGCAACAAGAGCCCAGUCACACACCACAACAACAACAGCUACAACCCCAACUGCAAAUAUUGCAACAGCAUCAGCAACAGUACGAAUUUUAUAAGCACAAUCAGCGAGCUUACGAUCAACAACGUCAGCAGCACCAACACCAGGCGCUAUCAACAAUACAACACCAACACAUCCUCAUCCGCUCUCAACCAAAUUUGCAGCAUGUAAAACAUUCGCCUUCACAGUCUUCCACUACCACAGGGUUAAAUUUGAGCACCAACUCCACAAAAGUUCUAAUGCGGACAGACGUGACAGAUGCACAAAAUCCGCUAGAAUCCCAGCUUCAAAGCUCAUACAAUGGACUGCCAUACGUCGGCUCCGAGUUCGAGCUGUCCACGGACACUGACGAUGACAGUGUGAACGGAGAGGCGGAUAGCAGCAAUAUUUUAGCACCUUGGGAUAUGGUCGUUGAAGCACUCCGUGAUACCGGACCCAAGGAACGAGAUCGAGUACUCGGUCUGUUACGGAAAGUUUUACACGAAAACCAACAAUUACGUUAUAGCAAUCUUCAACUCAGCGAAAUGACACACAAACGUGACGUAAUGAUCAGAGAACUUCGAGAACAGCUACGAGCGUGUCGACACCAUUUGCAAAUUCUCAGGUUACAAGAGCCCACCAUUCAAUCCAAUGGCUUGGGCAACCAAGACGGUCUUCAAGAUGACAAGAUUCGCAGCUUACCAUUGAAAAAAUCAUUAACGAUCAUAGACGAGAACGAUUUUGUAAACACCUGUCUAACCAAAGAAACCGACGUCGGUGAAAAUGAUAAUAACUUAGUGAAAGUGAAUAGUCAGACAAAGUUAUAUGAGAGAAAGAAAAGGAAUCAGUCGGAAAAUGAUCAAUUCAGCAAUAAUGAAGAUGAACAUGAAGCUCUUUGCAACAAUAAGGAAAACGAUUAUGAUCACGGUAAUGGUAGUGAUAAAGAAAGUGAGAAAGCCGAUAAUGCUGUUGAUAUCGUUGAUCAUAUCCGAAGUAACGCCGACAUCGAAGAAAGUGUUGAUGAACCAGCGAGCAACAAAAAUGAUGUUAACGAAAUUGAUAUAGAUAAGCAGCCACAAGCGAAGCGUUCUAGAAUCGAAAGUGGCAGUGAAAGCAGUGAUAGCUUAAGCCGGACAUAUGCAAUAAACAAAGAAAACAUAGGCCAUUUAGCAGAACAUACAUCACAAGGAACUGAUCAUGAUCCCAAUUUCGAUUCUGAAGACGAGGCGCCGUUGUCGGAUUACGGCAACGAGUGCCCAAAAAAUAAAAAUAAAGUAUACACGCAAAUAAGCAACACUGAUUUGGGUGAUGACGAAGCGGAGACUUCCCGUUUCACUGUUACAAAUGGUAGCAGCAGUGAUACAAAUACAUCGGAUGAUGACGGAGAUGAAAGCAGCGCACCUUUAACGAGCUCACAAACGGUAGAGUCAGAUGUUCAAGCACCACACAGCAGCUCCUUAGGUAUAGUACCAGCGGCAAGUACGCCACUGUCGCCUCAUUCAACCGCAACUGCUGGACAGUUAUUCGACAGCAGCAAUAGUAGUGAUGAAUUAUCAAUGAAGAAAGCCCAAAUGUCAGCAUCUGAUGCUCUUGCGAAAAUAUCUGAAUCUGCGGACGAUCGCGACGACUUGGCGAAAUUGAAAGAAAAGACAAAGUUCAAGGAAGUUGAAAAAAGGUUUGACGGUGUCCAAGACAGCGCUUGCGAUGAGAUAAAAACUAGUGACAACCGUGAAAAUGUGAAAGCAGGGACUUUGAACAUUAAAAAAGAGCAAAUCUGUACGCGCGAUAGAAGAUUUAUGAACAACUCUAUUCCGUCAGGAAAAUCAAAUGAAGUACAAAAGGCUACAAAAUACGACGACGAAAAAUUCAGCGUCAGUGCUAAGGUUAACAACAAUAACAUAUGUAAGGAUCAGGUGACCCGAACACCUCUCGCCACGAAGGCGAGUAAAAAAGAAACACCGACAACAAACACCGAGUUAUGGGUCAAAGAGGAGAUAAUGUAACCGUUACAAUGCAAUAAGACUGAUAGUCGGCGUGUUCGAUGGGUCUACGAUAGAGUAUAUAAAAACAGGCUAACAUAAUUAACUCAUUUAUCAUGGUAAUGCGAGAGUACUUUCUUAGUACAAGUGGAAAUACAUAAGUAUAUGUAUAUACACACCUUUACUCUGCUUCCCUUAUGAAGAGUACAAUUAACAAGUAAUGUAAAUACUCCAAAUACUCACAUAUGUACAUAAUAAGUAUGUAUUUAUGUGCUUCUCUUUUAAUUACAUUUAGCCUACUAUGUACUACAGCUUCCAUGCUAAAAUGCUUCAAAGCUGACCACAAGUUCACCACGGUAAAUAAUACAGAACUAAAGUGUUACAUUUAUUCAGAUACAUUAAAUAAACGCAUACAUAUACAUACAUACAUAUGUAUGUUUGUGUAUUUGGAAUAUUAAAAUAUUUCAAAUUUAUGGACCGAUACAAUUUUUUAAGAAUUUCAAUAUGAAUUUUUUGCUUUCACGAAAUACGAGUAAUAAAAGUCGUUGGAAAAUAGUUAGGUGACAAAAGUUAAUGGUUACUUCAAUCAACUAGAUUCUAAGCAUAGAAGGCAAGUUGAACACAAUGUAAAAAGCUUCAACGCACACCCAUGCGUGUAUUCACAUACUAUAUGUACAUACAUAACAUAAAUAAUACAAAUCGUUUUAUUCGUUUACUGAGUUUUUGUAUACAAACCUUUCGUUCUUAAUUCAAUUGUUAGAAAAUAUUGAGAACUUCUUCUUUCUUAAACAACUGAAACCUUUUACUGUAAUAUGUAAAAAAAAAAAUUAAUUUUUUAACCAUGUUUUUGGUAGAUGUCCCGUUUUACGAAUAUGCUCUCCCAGUAAUUUCUUUAAGUUUUUCAAAACGAACUGUAUUUUCUUGUUAUUCUGUUUAAAGUGCAAAAAAAGCAUACAAAAUAUAUAUUUACUGAAACCAAAGCUUUAAAAGGAAUUAAAACAAAAAGUUUAUUUAAGAAACCUACAUAUGUAUAUACACAUACUUGUAUAUUUAUAAUAUUAAUUCAA